UUCUACCCUCAUAGAAAACACUUCCUCUUCUGGCUUCUCAGCCAAUUUCUUGGUCUUCAGGUUCCAUUAUUUCUAAUUUCUUUUCUUGAAUUCUUCAUCAUAUAUAUAUGAUCAUGAAGGUUACAGCUGAGAAAAGAUAUGCUCUUCUGCUAGCAGCAAGAGACUCUGAUUAUGUGAAGAAGGUGUAUGGAGGAUACUUCAAUGUGUUUGUUGCAGCUUUUGGUGAAGAAGGUGAGAGAUGGGAUUUGUUUAGGAUUGUUGAUGGAGAGUUCCCUGACAUGAAUGACCUUCCUAAAUAUGAUGGGUUUGUAGUCAGUGGUAGCCCUUAUGAUGCCUAUGGAAAUGACUUUUGGAUUCUCAAGCUUUGUUUCCUCUUGCAAACUCUUGAUGCCAUGGAAAUAAAAGUUCUUGGCAUUUGCUUUGGCCAUCAGGUUCUGUGUAGAGCAUUAGGUGGAAAGGUAGGGAAAGCAUACACAGGGUGGGAUAUUGGACUAAGGAAAGUGAGAAUAGUGAAGGAUUUGUCACCAUGCAAUUUCCUUAGCAACUUAAGUGAAAUCCCAGCUUCACUAUCAAUAAUUGAGUGCCACCAAGAUGAGGUAUGGGAAGUUCCAUUAGGAGCUGAAGUAAUUGCUUUCUCAGAUAAAACAGGAGUGGAAAUGUUCACCAUUGGAGACCAUAUAUUGGGCAUUCAAGGCCAUCCUGAGUACACCAAAGACAUUCUUUAUAGCCUCAUUGAUCGCCUUCUCAACAGCAAUUCCAUAGAGGUUGAGUUUGCUGAAAAUGCCAAGCUUGGAUUGGAAAUAGCUGAACCUGACAGGAAGUGCUGGGAAAGGAUUUGCAGGAAUUUUCUCAAGCGAAGGAAGUGUAGAUAUAUAAAUCUAUAAGUCCACUUCCACAUCCUGAGUUUGGUUGUAUAUUGUUUAUUGAAGCUACCCAAAUUAAAAAAUUAACGCUCUAUUGACUUUUUUGUUUC
Messenger RNA from Hevea brasiliensis (rubber tree), 973 nucleotides. Its product is annotated as gamma-glutamyl peptidase 3. Gene Ontology annotation, cellular component: cytosol. The record is from RefSeq and is a predicted model, not a curated record. Lineage: Eukaryota; Viridiplantae; Streptophyta; Magnoliopsida; Malpighiales; Euphorbiaceae. The transcript has 3 exons. Bases 108 to 884 code for a protein of 258 amino acids.